Plectropomus leopardus (leopard coralgrouper) is the source of this 3463-nucleotide messenger RNA. The record is from RefSeq and is a predicted model, not a curated record. NCBI's taxonomy places the organism in Eukaryota, Metazoa, Chordata, Actinopteri, Perciformes, Serranidae.
GCUGACGGGAGCAGCAGCCACUGGAUUCGUGUGGAAGCCUGUGUGACUGGUCGGACGUGUCUGUGGCCACAUGACAGAAUGCUGUCAGGACUGGCUCUUCUGCUGCUUGUCUGCCUCCACAUGCGUGUGCAGGGGAAGCCGCAGUCACAGAGUCUAGGCUGUGAUGAUUAUCUCGGAUCAGGAAAGGUGAUGGACAAGUGUGGCGUGUGUGGAGGCGACAACACAACCUGCAGGCUUGUCUCUGGAGUGUUUAAACACAGUUUAUCCAAGAUUGGCUACCACAAGAUAGUAGAGAUCCCAGAGGGAGCCACCAAGAUCAAUGUCACAGAAAUGGUGAAGAGCAGAAACUACCUAGCUCUCCGAAGCCGAUCGGGGCGAUCUAUCAUUAAUGGAAACUGGGCUAUUGACCGACCAGGGAAGUAUGAGGGAGGGGGGACCAUGUUCACCUACCGCCGACCCAACGAAAUCAGAAGCACAGCUGGGGAGUCUUUUCUCGCUGAAGGACCCACCAAUGAGAUCUUGGACGUUUAUAUGAUCUUCCAGCAGCCAAACCCCGGUGUCCAUUAUGAGUACAUCAUCCCCUCUGAGAAACCAGCGGGCCCUCAGCAACCAGACCACAGACCAGGGGGGAACACUGUGAAUGGACAGGGUGGAUACGACCACAGCAACACUCACCAAGAAAACCUCAAUCCAGCAGGUGGAGGGUGGCACCCUCCUCGUCGCCCCGACAACCAAGUUCCUGUUGUACAGCCACCCAGACGCGAGAGAGAGUACAACUGGAAACUGGCUGGUACUACAGAGUGUAGCGCCUCCUGUGGUAAAGGAUUCAGAUACUCCGUCUUUCACUGUGUCUCCCGGCUGAACCAUGUUCAGGCAUCAGAUGCUUUGUGUGACAGCAGCAGCAGACCAACUCCGCAGGAGGAGGCCUGUAACACGCAGCCCUGCCCAGCCUUCUGGGACAUUGGAGAGUGGUCAGAGUGCAGUAAGACCUGCGGCCUGGGCAUGCAACACCGGCAGGUCCUGUGUCGCCAGAUUUACGCCAACCGCACCCUAAAUGUCCACACCAGCCGCUGUCGACACUUGGAGCGGCCCGAAAUCGCCAGUACCUGCCAGCUGAAGAUCUGCAGUGAGUGGCAGAUCCGCUCUGAGUGGACCGCUUGUUCAGUGCCAUGUGGGCUGGGUCAAAGGUCACGAGAGGUCCGCUGUGUCAGCAACGUGGGCGACUUUGUUCCUGACGAGGAGUGCAACAUGAAUCUGCGGCCCAUCGAUGUAGAGAACUGUGACAUGGGACCCUGUGCCAAGAGCUGGUUCUAUACUGAAUGGGGCAACAGGUGCUCAGCUGAAUGUGGGAUGGGUGUACGAACCCGAGGAGUCCUCUGCCUGACCAACCAAAUCAGCAGCCUUCCUCUGGAGGGGUGCGGCAACGAACGUCCCGCAGACUCUCAGGUCUGCAACAAUGGCCUCUGUGAGAAUCGCAUCGAGUGGUUCACAGGCCCCUGGAGCCAGUGCACUGCAGAGUGUGGUCCAGGCAGCCAGCAGAGGUCAGUAGUGUGUCUGAUAAGGUCAGAUGAAGGAUUCUCCGUCAUGCCGCCCUAUGAGUGUUCCUCUCUGGAUCGACCCCUCAGUCAGCAGAGCUGCAACCUUAAGACCUGUGGAGCAAAGUGGUACCACACUGACUGGAGUGCUUGUUCAAAAACAUGUGAGGGAGGUUAUCGUGUGCGGGAAGUGCGCUGCCUGUCUGACGACAUGCUGUCCAGCGAGGGCUGCGACGAGCAGCUAAGACCAGCAGAGAGGGAGGACUGCAACCCAGAGCCCUGCAUACCUACUAUAGAUGAGAACUGCAGAGACAAAUACUUUAACUGCAACGUGGUGGUCCAGGCUCGCCUCUGCGUGUAUGAUUACUACAAAAUGACGUGUUGUGCCUCGUGUUCACGAGUGGCCCACAGACAUUCGAUUCAUCAGGGCCAUAGUUAGCACUCUCUUCCAGGGUCCCUCAACUCCAAUGUUGGGCCAGACUCAUUACCUGCUGCAGGCACUCUGUUCCUGGGGCCAGCAAGGGGAGUGAACCAGCUGGACCUUGGCUUAAAUGGACACUUGUUUUGACUGCCAAGGAUGGAAACUGUAGAAAAAGCAUUUCUGUUGGUUCACGUGGAGGCAGCUGGUGGGAAAGAGGAAUACCUAAGAAUAGUGGAGGACAGGGAUCCACUCACUGGACAAACAGAGCCCUGGAGGGGUGACAGAGAUCAGUAGCAAACUGAGGAAGCUACAAAACACUUUAUGGAUUUAAACCACCAAGUCUGAUGUAACGAAUCCAUCUAUUUUUGUUUCAAGCCAAGCAGCUGUCUUUUAUCAUCAUCUGGCUGUUGUGGAUUACAUGAUAUGAAGAGGAGAGCACAGGUAAACUGUUUAAGGCAGACUCUAUAUAGAAAGUAUAUGUGCUCAUAUGGUUUAUUACACUUCAAUGCUCAGAUUUAUGGCAUUAUGUCAUAUGAAGUCCAGUCUCUCACCUAUUAUCAACUAUUUACCACCCACUUUGUUGACCAAAGACAUGUAACCUCAAUUCUCUGGCACAGAUGAGGUUUUUCUGAUUGCCUAAGCAGUGGCAAACCACCUUUCUUCCUUUCUGCACAACCAUGAGGUGUAAAUGCAGCCUGUGUAAUACAUGUGUAUAUAUUUAUGUAUGACAAAAUGAAUGAUAACAGUCAUUUUUAAUGGUUCUCAGACAGUCCUCCCAGCAACUGAAGAGAAAAGGGCCCUCUCUUUAUUUAUUCGAGUGGCUCCCCAAGGAGGUUCCUGGUUUAUCGGCCACCGGUGGCCCCUUUUUGGCUGUGGGGUUGCCUCUCCACCAAUCACAGCCUCUGAACUGAAUGUAGGCAUUCCACAGCCUGCUGGAUGGUAGAAGCAGAUGGUCAAAAAAAAGCCCAACAUAUUUUUUGGAGAGGUGAAACAAACUGCAUAUAUGUUUUUUUUUUCUGUGGGAGAUGAUCAUUCCACAUUUGUGCAAUUCCUGAUAAUUCGCUGAUCAUUAAAUUAUCCUUGCAUUAUUAUUAUCAUUAUUUGAUUGUAAAAAUAAAUCAUGACAGUAUUAACUAUCAAUCUGGCAUAUAUGCAGUUUAAACUAAUAGUACAUCCUUAUUUAUGAGCUAACCUUUCCUGCCAAAUCCACUUUUUUCAGUUUCAUAUACAAUCUGCACACAAUGCCUCUCAAGUUUUCAAUUAUUUUUGUAUUAUAUGUUAUCCUUUCCCUCCAUGCAUCUUACCUCUGAUCUAUAAGUACUGUAUCUGUGUAAGGUUUUUAAGUAUGCGAUUAAUUUGAUCUAUAAGGGUGAAAACACAUCCUGAAUGCCAGCAUGAUGGUAUGAUUCAAUCAAACAAUCAAACAGAGUGGAACUAAAAUACAGCAAUUUUUCAGUAUUCAACUAAUGAAACACCUGUUUUUGCCAUAUUUUACAUUUCUAAUGUU